Caenorhabditis auriculariae is the source of this 15675-nucleotide messenger RNA. NCBI's taxonomy places the organism in Eukaryota, Metazoa, Nematoda, Chromadorea, Rhabditida, Rhabditidae. The record is from the annotation of a GenBank genome assembly.
AUGGAUAUCGCUCCGAUCAAUUUCACUACACUAUCCCAGCUUUUUUCUCCUACCAAAAUAGUAGUAACAUGUGAGACCCUCUUUUUUCCUCGAGAGCACUUUUUAUGAGGCUCAGAUUCUGGCGAUGGGGCGUCGUUUUCUUUUUUUCAACACGCUUUGACUUCGUAUUUCUCAAGAACACCGCUUGCAUGGAAAAGGUAAUAUACGAUUUUUUUUUCGAUGUCAAAUCCAUCAGUUUUGUACAGAAAUAAUUUCAGGAAAUCGGAAACUUUCCCCACAUUGCUCACUUUUCCGCUCUCUUUUGUGCCUUUUGAGGAACGGCUCUGCUUUGGACCACACGUGACCCCGGAAAAUGUUGCGCGAAUCGGCUUCCUUCAUAUGUUCAUCAUCAAAGUGGCGGUAAUGGGAAUUUCCCUCUUCUUUCUACCUUUUGUUUUCUAGACGACAGAAGAAUAUCGAACUGCGGUACGUCAUCAUGUGUCGGAAUGGUUUGCCAAGGUACAAAACACAUCUCAUUACAUUCUAUCUUCAUUUUUCGCAGGUCAACAGCAAAAGCGAUGUGCAAUGGCUGAUAAUAGUCGAUACGAGUCAUGUCAAAGAAAAAAAGUCGAGAACAGCAAUCAUGGACAAAAUCAAGGCCGAUUUCAACAAGAACCACAACAGGUAUCGUCGAUAGUCCACUUUCCACAGUUUCACUUUUGCAAACCCAGGUUGAUGGAAGUUUUCGACUCUGCGGAGCAUUCCUCGUUUACGGCGCUUCUGAAAAGCGUGCAACAGGCUAUUUUCCACCACAUUGAUUUGAUAACUGUCAUGUGGGAACGUUCUUUGCAGUCUUGUUGCGAAAAGAACAAAGACAUCCACUUCAACGCUGCAGAAUACGCUUAUUCAACUGUUUGUAUCAUCCUUUCUGGUUUUAUCUUCUGUACGGAUGUUUCAUAGGUGAAUUACGCAAAACUCUAUUGGAGUUUGGCGGCUGUCGAACACGCCGCUUCGAUCAUCAACAAUCUCGAAAUGUUUAUUCAAUCAGCGGCAGAAGGUAGAGACUUUUUUGUCAGUUUUUUUUUCGGGAUAGAAAAAUUGCUUUUCUCGUGACUUGCACUCCUAACCAGAUGCAUAUUCGCCUUGGCUACAAGAGAUGGCCGGCUAUGAAUGUUCUCGCUUCCACUCGCUCUUCGACGACGACGGCGGCGACAACCCCAACCAAGGCAAAGCCCGUCCCUUGGAUUUGAUUGGUCGGUUUGAACGAGAAAAACUCGUGCUACAAUUUUUCAGUUCAGGUUUUCGGACUUUCGUCUUGAAGCAGGAAAUGUUACUAUGCGCUCACAUGUACCAAAAAAAGCUCAAUUCCAACGACGCCGCUCCUUCGCUACGUAGCGAUUGCGCCGUCUCCAUUCUGACGCAUGCUCUGCGCUCGCUCUCUUGGUUGUCAAAGUGCAGUGAGCUGUUCGAGGUUCAUUAUUUCUAAACUUCUUUAAGUCUUUUUUCCAUGAAUCGAUAGCAAGUUGCAAUGCUAAAAACAUUUCGCAACGUCUGAAAAUGUUUUUCCCGGCAAGAGUGUUCUAGUAACUUUAUAAUUUUAGUUUCUCAGAUGAAAAGCAAGGACAAAGUAGCCUGUUGGUCUUGGCGAAUGGUAGCCGAAGCCGUCGUCAUCGCUUCUUCAUUAAUCGACGUCACUCAUUUGGAAAGCGCUCUGGUUUUGUUGAGCAAUCUGUACAAAUAUAGAUGCGAUGCGGUUUGACGUCGUUUCGUAUGGCUUUUCAGUGUGUUUCUUCAGGUCUUAACCAUUUUGAAGACGUCCUUCGGAGACGUGCAAAUGUUCGACCGACUACACCAAUGGCUGAAAGCCGAUGGCUCGAGCUUUGCCAAACAGUUUGCCAAGGUUCUCAAUUCACUUUCUGACAGCGGAUCUUUUGUCUCAUGUUUUUAAGAAAAUUGCAAGUUUCAAAUAAAAGGAAAACAAAGCGAUUCGGUUUGGUUUAUUUCUAUUCAUGUCUGCUGCAGGUGCUGUCCUGCUCGGAAUCCUUGGAUGCUGAAAUGCACAAGUCUUACGACCUUUGCGUCAAUGCGAUGCUUGCCUGCAACAGAACGCGACUGGCCAUUUCAACGCUCUACAAGCUUCAUCGUUUCUACAUGUUUGUCGAUAUUACAAGUUAGCCAGCAAGUCGAUUUCUGUUGUAACGAAACGGCAGAAAAAUUGGCUGCUCUUAAGGAAGUACUUGCUUUAUUCAAAAGUCCUAUUCCAGCAGGACUGUUCUAUCGGAAUUUUUGUUCGUAGGCAUUUAACCUUUAUACGCAUCAAAAAUUUUUCCCAAAUGUGAGUUUUCGAAAAUCGCGAAUUGCAGGAGCAUCGGAAAGCCGUUUCUUUCUUUGAAACAAGUGCUCGUCAACUUUGACAUCAAUUCGGCUGUUUGUUCGCAGAAUCCGUUCUUCGCCGAGAUAUUGAGAGACUUAUGUGCGCAGGAAAAUGAAGAAGUGUAAGAGAGAAACCUUUUUAUUGUGCCUAAUCUGUUAUUCGGCGUUUCAGGUUCAUUCCAUGUCUUUUUGUUGAAAAGUGUCAGAGUGAAGAAUCGGUUCGGAAUUUCCUCAAAGCGCCUUCAGCUCCUUCUUCCGCGUUAGUGAUCUUUUUUCAAUUUUACGAAAUCAUCGUUUUCCAGAAAGUAAAGACCGUUUCAACAGUUUUUUUUGUUUGUAUAUAUUCCUGUUUUAAAAGAGUUGGCUCUUGAGAUCUCAGCUGUAUUCAAUUUCAAAUUCUAUCUUUUGACAGACGUUCAUCAAUAACCAAGUCAAUAUUACACAACCUCACGUUGCAACUUUUGCGAGUUUCUCCGGUGAUCCCCUUUUCGGCCGACUCCGAGAUCAUCCUCACAGCUGCUGUCCGGUCAAACUUGUCCUUCAAGCUCUCUGGAGCCCAGCUGAUACUACGGAUGGGCAGUCCUCCGAUUUGCAGUCCAUUGCAAAAGAGGAAUAAGACUACUCUGGAAGUGACGAUGAGUGUAUUAGCCAUAUGAUUUCAUGAACUUCUCAGUUUUGCAGUUUAGGAUCACGACGGCUCUUGUCGGCUGUUACCUCUGGCCAAAAGUCUCGCCAAGGAUGCGCAAGAAGCCGACAGACGAUUUUUCAACAUCGUCUUUGGUCCUUUCGACAUCGCGCCUUCAACUUCUGGCGAAAUGGUACUUUUUCGAAAUGAAGUUACAAGGCGAACGACACUAUGAUAGUGGAAAAUAUUUUAGAAGCUUUCUGGGAAAAUGCCUAGCCGUGGAUGUUUCUCCAUCGACGAGGCCAUCCUCACGUGUUUCAAUGCCGAGCUCGAGAUACCGCUGUCUUGUAUAGAUGUACGAUUUCCUCCAGUCGUUUUUGUACCUUGUUUCCCACAUCGGGUGUCGAUCUUAUCAGGUCAAGAGCGUAAGUUUUGCAGUGAUAUCUUGUGGAUUCACACAUCUUUAGCUUACAUCUCGGGUGCACUCGAACAGCUUCGCCUUCAAUUGGACCCCAGUUUUCCUAUCGGAAAAAGUAGCCUUUUGUUGAGCUCGCCAUGUCCCAACUUCAAGUUUUUGGUUUGUUUCCCUCUUUGCCAACGUAUUCCGAUUGCAGUUGCACAAUAUUAUGUUCAGAACCGGGCUACAAAAACUUGGGAGAGGACACUGCAAUGCGAAGUCGACGAGUUUCAAACGGCCGAGUCGACAACUUUAAACGUCUUCUUUUGCCUGGAAAUGGAUUCGGCCAUGUGCGAAUCCGUGGCCGUCCAGAAGAAAAGUGUCAACAUCGAGUGGAUGAAAAAGUCGCACAGUUUCCUCUUGCCGUUUGUCCCGAUUCUCGUCAUCAAUAGCAAGACUUCGAUGCUGCAAACCAAGUACUCUUUACUUUUACUUACUUUGACGGGAAUCUGUGGGAAAUUGCAGUGUGCUAUUGGAAAUGGAGAUGCAUCGAAGGGCGGGAAAGCAAUGGACGGUCGAAAUCCAACAGUUGACUCUCUCUGCAACGGAGACGACGGAUGAGAAGAGGCCACUAGAGUCGCUUUCGUCCAUUCAAAAGGUCCUCUUCAUUUCGAAUAUUUCCGAGCAAAAAGCCAGGCAUAUGUACUUAUUGCAACCUUUGCGGAUUUCCAUCGAAAUACUUUUUGUUUUGUGUUUGAAAUGCACGAGCUGGAAGAACAACUUACCUUGCGGUUGAGAGUUUCCCAAAAACUGCCCAGAUCACUCUUUGAUAUACCAGAAGAAAAAUAGUGCAAGUCAAGACUUUCGAAUUCUUCAUUUGGUAUAUAAAGAAGUGAUCUGAUCAAUUUUGAGGAAUCCCCCAACGGCAAAAUGAAAAGAUCUUUCUUGUGAGCUAAAACACACAUUUCAAAGCGUAUAAGUUUGUUUAGAAAUGCCUAUUCGGAGCUUCUUACAACUUUGUGUGGCGACUACCUGUAAAAGGACCUUUCGUGCGGCAUUCAGUUGAAAUGAAAUACGCGAUCCGUAAAGCUGUUGAACAACAGGUUUUGUUUCAAGAACUUCUUCUACAUUUAUAGGUACGUAAAGCCCUCCCCCUCUUCAAACCACCAAAAUGUUUGCCAGCAAAACGAUUUUUCAGGGUUUUCUACUAGUUUAACCCAAAAAUUAAGAAUGAAACAGUACCCUAAACAUACGUAAUCGAUCUACAAAACACCGUGUUCGCCGUAGUUGAAAAAAGGAAGGUUUUCGAAAAAAAAAAAAUACGUAGACGUUUCGUCAGUGAAUAAAAUCCUUCUAACCUACAUUCAUCUCAUUUAGUUUAUAAUUUUAUGAUAAUUUAUCAAAAGUUGUGAUGACAGUUGUACGAAAGGUUUAUAUCAAAACAUUAAACUCAGUUUUAAUAACCUCUGAGGACAGAAAUCCGAUUGAAAAUUGUUUCAAAAAUUUGCAAAAUAUAUUGCUCUGCUAACUCAAUUUCCUGUGGUCCCUCUACAUACAUAUCAUUUUAGGACUCGGAAGAAAGCAAUACUAUUUUUGCAUUAGCACAAGAAAUGCAGUACUCUUUCAUCGACGAGUUGGAAGUCAGUGUUCCUGAGGUUUGAUUUUUCUGUCGUUUUUGAUUUUUUGUUUUCGAUUGCAAAGGCAAAACAAAAUUUCAGGUUUCUUUUGAAAUCUGUACGCAGAUCUUGUCGCAGCUGCCAGGGGCCCAGCUCUGCAGGGCCGGCUCUCUUUGUGAUUGUGUCGUUUCGAUAAGGUUCCUUCUUGGACAGUAUUCUCACAUUCGCCGCUUUAAGAUGUUUGCAAGAAGCGAGAAGGACGUUUUUUGUCGUUCUCGAUGCUGAUGACCGACUUUGGAAUGUUAUCGAUCGGACUAAAAGUUGGUCUAUCUUGACUUUACAUAAAUCAAUCAAAAACUUAAAAAUCAAGUAAAUGUGUUUUAUGUUUGUUUUUUGAUGUAUCAACCUCUUAUUUUUGCACAAGAAGUUGAACGAAGUGCAGGUUCUCGGUCUUUUUGCCCAACUAGGGCAGAAUUGAGAACUUGUGGGCUGGCAGGUCCAUUUAAGAAUACUCUGGACCAAAAAUGAGACCACGUCUUCGACGAGCGUUGCCUGAAGAGUUUAGCGGAAUGAUUCCGAUUUCUCUUUUUUUGAAUCAACCCACAAAGUUUUUUUGCUCGUUUUUUUGCUCGGUGUCGAGCGCAGAUCAUACUUUAGUAAUACCGAAUCGAGUGCCAAAUUGAGAUUCAUCGGCAGACAAAAUGAAAAGUUCUAAAAAAAAGAAUCACAAAGUCUUUUUGCCAAGAAGUUUCUAGUGUUUAUGAUACUCGAACAUUCAUAGUUUAUCAUUUCGAUCAAGUCUACAAAAAAAAGUCGUAGUUUUUGGUUUCAGUGGUCACAGUGAAAGAUUCUGGCCUCGGACAAUUGGCUAUGAGCGUACUUCCAGUCGUCGCUGGUUUCCUACCGUUUCCCAACGUUUCCAUUUAUGAAUGUGAAGAAUCAAAGGUAAAACCAUGAAAAAGUUUAACAUCUGCUUUUUUUCUAGUUGGAUGCAGGCGAACUUUUACCUGGCAAGGCUCUUCUCUGUUUUGACCGCAGCGCCGGACGACAAAUUCGCGUUUUGUUUGCCGCCAACAGCUACAACGACAGUAUGCCGAGUAAUCAAACGAGAGCUUCCACUAGAUUUAAAGACAAAAUUGUAAAGUUGUUUGAUUGAUUUUCAUUGAAUGAAUGAAUUUUAAUAAAAAUUAUCUUUUUUGGCCAUUUUUCUUAUUUUCGUAAUGCAGAGUCUAGGCUUUUGACCAUAUUUUUAAAAAUUCUAUUUCAUUCAUUUUUAUUUCUUAUUGGUUUCUACAAAAAAAAUUUCAUAUCCAACGUAAUUUUAAUUUAAGAAUUAAUUUUUUUUUUCGGGUUUCUUCGCAGUGUGUUACCGUAUACGCCUAACUAAACUCUGAAUUAUUAGGUUUUGAUGAUGUGCGUUUACAAGAGCAAGUGAAAAAUGCGGUUAUUCGAGGAAGAUUGGUUGACUUAAUUUUUUUUUAUCAUUGAAAGUUUUUGUUUAGAAGCUAGUUUUGUCAUAUAUAGUCCUGGGUUUCUUUUCAGUUUAAAAAAGACUUGUAGAAUUGAAAAUAUCCUUUUCCAGCUGACACCUUUACACAAGGCGCCUCGUUUGAAUGGACGGAACACGUUUUACUACAAGGUUAGUCACGCCAUAAGGCAUAAUUAUUUUCCGAUAGGGGCUGCUUUUUCCAGCGUCUUUACAGUAACAGGGGUUGCACGAGAAUUAUUUUUUUGAGAUCGAGACAAAUCAAUUUGUACAAAAAAUUGCGAGACGAGAUUAAGACAAGAAGCAAGUCUCAACUUUUCAAGACAAAAAAGGACGAGUUCGAGCCUCGUGCAACCCUGUUUUGAGCUUUCGAAAAUGUACGCAAAAUCCGGGACUGUUUUACAAUCUGUUCAGAUUUUGAAUGUCAAGCAUCAAACUCCGCCCCCAACAACGCUCUGUGGAUAGCUCGCUCUCUGAUUGGUUUGAUCUACGUAGAAGGGGCGGAGUUUGAGCGUUUACUUGACAUUCAAAAUAUGUACAGACUAUAGUUUGUCACGUCUUAUGCGCGUACGCUAAACUUUGGCCUUUUCUGCUCACAAUAUAUAUAUUUUCUCUAUCUCGGAAUUUCUCAAGAACUUUUUGAAACUGUCGAGACGAGAUGAAUCUACUCUCGAUAUUUCGAGUUCGAGAAGGACGAAUUUCUUUUUGGAGAUGAGGUCGAGUGUCGUACAACCCUAUUUCAGAUAGAGACGGGCCGUUUCAUCCUUCCUGAAGAUUUUUGAAAAGAUAGAAAUGAUACGCAAGUCUGGUCAAUGUUUUUUAUGGGUUGCCGGUCUGCUACUUCUUCUAUUCAUUUAUUCCGAAGACGUAAAUAACUUUCUAAUUUUGGAUAGUUUCGACUUUUCCGGCGAGUCCCGAACAAAUCGACUUUAUAACAAGGUUUCGUUUCAUUUUCCACAUUAUUGCAUACGACCUCAAGUAUUCCGGCGAUUACUACCGAAAUGCUGUCCGGUAACUCUUUUUCGUCUUUUUUGAAGCCAGGAAUUUUUUUCUUUUUCAGUAAUAGAAAUCAUCUCUCCGAGGUGACAACAGUAGUCAAGUCUCCAGUAGUACAUGAAUUUCUGUUUUUUCAUCAAAAAAUUCGCCAAAAUACCGUAAAACGACCGGUCGUUUUGAACAGGCGUUUCAUUCAAAACGAAAAGUCGACAGCAAUCAUUUUGAAUGAAACGUUGAAUUGUGUUGUGUUUCUCGAAAUGCGUGAGCUCUUGCUCUCAUGAUGUCCGUUUGUGUUGAGUCUGUAAUCUUAGGUCAUUGUCCAUCUCGAUCUGAAAGGAGCUCCCCCGGUCGUCAACUACCUGACGCUUCUUUUUCCGCUUCUUCGAGAGCAGCGCGUCGAUGCCGUUCUCAUCGAGUACGAAGACAUGUUUCCUUACAGCGGGAUUCUCAAGAAUGUUCGUUGAUUUCACAUAAUCAGCGGGAAUAUUUUACCCAUUUUCGAGUUCAGCUCUCUCGCGCAGAGCACUACUCGCGGCAAGAGAUAAGCAAAAUCAACGAAAUUGCAUGGGCCAACCAAAUCCAAAUUGUGCCGCUGAUCCAGUCUUUCGGCCAUUUGGAGUUUGUACUCAAACAUGCCGAGUUUUCUCAUCUCAGAGAAAAUCCCAUGUCGGUUGGUUUUUGAGCAUCCCAGUACCUACCUGAAAAUAUUCUCCUUUAAAUGGAUUAUUUUUUUCAUCAUCAGUUUCAUUCUAGCUUUUUUUUUUUUUAAAGUUCAUCUUUCAUCUAUGUAUUAAGGAAACUACCAUCUGCCCAUCAGACGCCAACAGUUUGAAGUUGAUUGAAGAAAUGAUUUUGCAGGUUCAACGAAUAAUAUCUUUUCUUUUUAUCAAAAGGUCAUGAUUGAAAAACUAGAGUUCAGAUUAAAAAGUUACACCCCGAGUCGACACAAAUUCACGUCGGUGCGGAUGAGGCUUAUUACGUUGCGCAAGACAAAAGGUUCAUCAAAGUGUUCUUCGGAAGGAAUCUCCGUUUUCAGGUGUGUGAUGAACAUGAGAAAUCGGAACAUGACGAAAUCAGAGCUGACUCUUCGUCACAUUGCUCAGUGGGUUGAAAUCAGGGCUUGGUUGGAAGCAAACAUGGCCAUUUCAGAGUCGGAUUUCUAGCCAAAAAAGCCGGGUUCCAAAGUGUCUUUGUUUGGAACGACAUGUUCGACAAGGAAGAUGAGGGAGCCUUGUUCAACUCGAGGAUUCACAAUUUCAUCACUCCAGGCAUAGUUGAUUGAAAAAUUUGAAUUUAUACGAAAGUUUUACAUUUAACUUUUCACAUUUAACAUUAGUCCAGUCAGGCAACUGUCGCCCAUCUUUCACUAAACUCGGCUCGUAGGUCAUUUCGCCAUCGAGGCCUCAGUCGUCCAAUCGUCUCGGUCGUCCAUAGACAUCACCGCAGUUUUCUCCGCUCAUGGGUCUUCUCCCGUAGCGAUCUUCUUUGCGGAAAGCCAUUCUCUCCUCUUCCCAGUUUCUGAUCGAACAUUGCUUAGCUUCAGUUUUUCGUAGAGCCAGGAGUUUCUUCUUGCGAUUAUUUUUCUUCGUCAAUUUCCACAUUUCUUUCAUCUCCAUCAUGAACGUCUUCGUGAAUUGAUCACACGAUAAACUCAAAAGACCAUGCUACAGUUAUCAAAUCUUCCUCACAGACACCCUCUGUUACAAGCAAUUCUGUCGAAGAGCUUGAAGCUUAUGGAAAGGCAUCAAGGGUGUUGUGCCCGCAGGUGGCCAGUGACGUUGUAGUAGAAGAUUUAUUAGUAACAAGAAACUAGACUAUGCGAGCCUGUUUACAAUAACAAACAAGGGGUUAUAUAGUGCUGAGGGAAGAGAUCCCGAAGAUUAUGGAAUGUUCCAGAAUAAAGGUGGAGUUUAGAUAGUAUUGAGAUUAGAGUAAAAGAUGGAACAUUCCAGAGUUUUAGAGAUCUGUCCCGAAAGCAUUAGAACAUUCGAGAACAAUGUGGAACCUUCUAGAAAGGUAGAGAACAAAUGAGAAGAUUGUGGAACUUUCUAGAAGGCAAACCUUUACACAUGAUCCCUAUGACGUAAGGAGACUAGAAAUGUAUGGAAAACUAUAGAACAUUCUAGAAUCAGCUUAAUAUAAGCGUUAUGCUCCAACAAAGGGCUUCAAUUCAAUUUUGAGAAAACAUCUAGAAAGAAAAACUAGUUACCGAGGUUUCAUCGAGGUUUUUCAGUUGUUUGGGGUUACGCCGAAGACGUGUCCAUUGCAAAUUAUUUUCCAUCAGGUCUGUUCGAUCGCAUUUCAAAGGCAAGUUCACAGAAGGACGACAAAAAGAAAAUUGUUGUAGGUUUUCAACAAUUUUUGGAUUGCGAGCGCUUUCAAAGGAGCCAACGGCAUCAAUCAAACUUUUAUUGAUAUUCGACGUUAUUUGAAAAAUCACAAAAGCUACACUUAUUUGCUCUCAACAAUUGGAUCGGUUAGUUCAUGUCAAUCUUAAUUCUCGCCGUGAAUACAUUUCCACUCAUGAAAUUCUGACAAAAAGAGUCUUUUUGGUGGCCGGUUCAAACUUUUGAUAAAACUGCUGAAGUGUACUGUUAGACCUCACGAUAGACUGACAGACCGGCCUUGGCACAAGCCUGUCAACAGGUGUGAUGCUGGUUCGGUUCCCAGGCCAUCAAAGAUUGUUCUAGCGCUUUCAUGGAAUAUUCUAACCCUACACUGACUCACCCUGUCAGAAUUUUCCAAGAGCUGGUAAAUAUUUGUUUUCCAAAACACUCCAUUUCUCCAUGUAAGUAAUAUAAUGCACAGAAAAAUAAUUUUUUAGAAGUCCAAAUCGAAAAUGGCGGGAAUAAUCAUAACGGGCUGGUCCAGAUUCAUGCACGGAGCCCCGCUUUGCGAGCUUUUUUUCCUUUCGUUACCAUCUCUGCUCACCGACUUACUGUACAUAAAUAACCCUUUCGAAAGUGACGUGGUCAUUUGGAGAAAUCUCAAGGUAUUUACUCAAGAAAACCGCUACGAAACUUGCUCUCUUUUGAGAAACUGCUCAAUUGCACCGCCUCUACUUCUCAUGAAAAUUUGAGCGUUGCCUUCAACGAGAAUGAACUUCAUAAUUGCUUCUUUCUGGGCAGUGAUGUAUAUAAAGUUGUUGGUGGUUUUUUUUUCUCAUGCCGUUCAAAGUGAUUCCGCGAAAUUCAAAAUUCAAGAAGACAACUAGUUUAUGGAGAGUCAGAGACAAUUUUUGCAUUUCCGGAAAAUUACUUUGAACACUGCAUCACGACCAGCUCCAUGUGAUCCUUCAGAUUAUGAACGAUUUUCACUCUUUGCUGCUUGAAGUUUCUGCCAAGUCGAAUUUUACCGAAGUUCGUGAAGUGGCUUCGCGCUGGAGCAACAUUUCGAAAAGUGUAAGCUUACUUUCAAUAUUAUUGGAAAAGGAAAACCAGCUGAAUGUGAGAUAAACGAGAGAAUCGGAAAACUCUGAGCGUGCAAGCUUAACAAGCCCUGUUUCUGAUUUUCGAGUCACGUCCCUCUUUCCAAGUUUCAAGGCGGGGUCAGCCAAUGAGAUGUGUUGUUUGCUAAAAAAAUACUCUUAUGGAACAACGAUCUCCAACAAUUGAAAAAAACGCUUUACGCUUCUUUUAUUUUUUUAUUUUUUUACUGUUUUUUCCUCCAACGUUCUUCUUAUUCAAAGGUAAGAGAUGAUUUUUCUUUUUGAUAAUUAAACUGGUUUUUUUACAGAAAUUGCCCCACGAUCAUUUUAAUAUAUUUCAAUUUUCAGUUGGAGUCCACAUUGCCUCAAUACAUGUACAGCCGAGAUAUAAACGAGUAUCUGAACAAACUUUCUAGAAUGAUUGAAUAUUGAUUUUUGUGCGGGUUAUUUUCAUUUUUUUUUUGUUUCUUUUUUUUCUGGGCAUUUUUCCUCAUAAAAGUUUCAUUAUUCAUUGUUUAUAGAACAUGAGGUUCAAUUUCCUAUGAUUUUUUUUUCAAUCUCUCCAUGGAGGUUCAUCUAGAAGAUAUGUUUUCAAUAAUUUUUUGGAAAUUUGUUUUAAUGGAUACUUUCUUUCCAUCUUUCUCUGUGGUUCAGAUUCAGAUAAGUCUAUCACUUACUCGAUGCAAAAAAAAAGAGUAAAAAAAGAGCGGAAUUUUAUUGAAGCACCGGGCCGGAGGGUUUCCCGAGUAAUAAGGUGGAAAUACCAGGAAAUUGGAUUCUGGAAAAUUCAAACAGACUUUACUUGACGAAAUUGUUCACUAUCUUGAUCUUUCCAGGUUAGAAACCCAUCUUCGGUCCUUAAAAUUUUGAUGUUCUUUUUCAAAUUUGUUUUCAACCAACGGUUUUUUUGUUUUGUGCCUUUAAAAAGUAUUUAUUCUACAUUCAUUUCUUUUAAAUGCAAAUUUGAUCGUUAAAAAUUGACGCGGAACCUUGUUUCAGGCUCGCUGACACUCACAAAAUGAAGGAGAAAGGGGGCGAGGACAGCGAGUCCCUUCUCAGUCGCCGACCACCCGCCUCGAGUUUCAGAAUGGAAGGUGACCUCUCAACAGUAAACGACCGAGCUAAAAAAAAUAAAUUACGCGCUACAGGCGACGGCAUGGAACACGACGACGACGACGACGACUUUUCCAUCUGGCCUCACGUCUUCAAUCUAGCUAACUGCAUCAUAGGGGUGUCUAUCCUCGCCAUGCCGUACGUGUUUCAGCAGGUAUUUGUUGAAUAAGUCUGGAUCAAAAUAGUGUUAUAGAGUGAUUGAAGAAAGUUUAAAUAGUUUUUGAAGUAAAAAUAGAUAGUUGACACUGUAAAGGAUUUUGAAUUAAAGUAGUAUUGUAUGUCAAAAGAAGAAUCUAAUGUCCAAAGUUGGACAUUUUUGAAGUGACCCAUUUUUUAAAUUCUUUUCUGAUAUUACCAAAUAGUUAUUCUUAAUAUAGUGACGGCAAAAGGAUUAAAGAAGAGGGUGCUCAAAAUGGUUAUUAUAACUAUCUUUUCACAUCAGAAAAGCCUUUCAAAGUGCAUCGAAUAUCCAACUUUAGUCAUGAAAAAGUUAUAGGAAAAAGAAAUAAUUCUCGAGGACGGCAUGGUAUUUUAUAGUUCAGAUUUUGAAUUUCAACUCAUCGCAAAAACUCCGCCCCUUAUGCGUAGAUAAAACCAAAAAGAGAGCGAGCCAUCCACUGAGCGUUGUUGGAGGCGGAGUUUGAUGCUUGACAUUCAAAAUCUGAUUAGACUUUAUUUGCUUAUCUGCUUUUUUCGACUUGAGUUUGGUUGUUGUUCUUGUUUUUAAAAUUCGACUUUCAGUGUGGAAUAUUGUUGGCAACGUUGAUGGUUGCCAUGUGCGCUGUAUUGACGAAAUAUACGUGCCAUUUUCUCGUCGAGGGGUCAUUUUCUACGAGGUUGGUGCCGUUGGCAUUUCCCGAUCCUAGCUUGAUUCCUUCUCAUUUCGCAUCUGAUGUUCAAUAGUUUCAGAACCAAAAAUAAUUGCUCAAACUCAUUUUUGUCAUCAUUGAAUUUCUCAGGUGUUCGACAUAUGAAUCCCUGGCUUUUGCUGCGUUGGGCCGGAACGGCAGAAGGCUGACGGAGGCCUGUCUUCUGUUCUUCUUGUUCAGUUCUAUCGUAGCCUUCAUGGUUGUCAUCGGCGAUAUUGGACCUCAUAUUGUGGCUGACUAUCUUGGACUUGAGGCGACCACCCAGCGACUGAGGAUUCUAGUUAUGGUGAGACGAGUUGAUUCCUUUUCCGCUUAAAAAUCUCAAUCUUGUGUAGUCAGGCCACUCUAUAGCAGAACUUUUCCAUUCAAAUAUCUUGUGAGACGCUAUUUUGACUGGUUGAUAUUUUUCUCCAACAUCAAUCAUACAUCUAAAACUCUACGAUAAUUUGUUUGUGAUAUUGACCUGGAUAAAAGCCAAAAACAAGUAAAUCUUCUUCCGUGAAGGCCGCCGUUGCCAUACACCUGUCAAGGGGUCGUGGGGUAUAAUAUAACUACUACGCAAAAUGAAACAAUUAACAAACUUCGGCUCAGUUAAUGAGAAAAACGGAAGACCAACCAGUAAGAAGCCUCUAUUCAGGUCAUCGUCGUUGCCUUUAUCGUGAUCCCACUCUCGCUGAUAGAAAAUUUGGAGCGAUUCUCAAUCAUCAGCUCGCUAGCCAUAUUAUUCUACGCCUCAUUUGUCGCUCGAAUGGUUUGUCAUACUCUACAGCUUGAUUGAAGUUUCGACAACUUUAUUCGCGCUUUGGACUUGAGCUUGAGCAGCACGCAUUUAGGAAUGAAAAACCACAAAAUGAACGAGUGAAUUUGCAAACGGCAACUAUUUGCCUCCUUCUAUAGUUCUCCGAAAAAUGAACCUACUUAGCAUGGUUAACUUGUUAGGAGAAAAAUCAAAAGGAAAACUGCUGUUCUUCAAUUAUCUUUGCUUGCAGGUGACCGAGUCUGUGCCUUCCUUGCUCGAUGGACGUUGGAGCUUGCACAUAGUAUGGUGGCGACCCGAAGGAUUCCUGACAUGGUGCGUUUCAUGAGACGGAUGCUAAACUGAUCCUCUCAAGUCUUCCGAUCGUUUGCAUGGCCAUGUGCUGCCAGACGCAACUUUUCCCCGUCAUUGCGUGCGUCAAGAAGUCGUCGAUGGCGCGCGUCGACAACAUUGUCGCGUCGGCCAUCAACGUCUGUUCCGCCAUGUACAAUUUGCUCAUUUUGAUGAUCUUUCUCAUCUUGAUAUAUACAGUUAUGCAGCCGUCGGCGUCUUUGGAUACGUGGCCUUCUACUCGCAAGAGCUCCACGGAGACGUGCUUGUGCAGCUCGAGCCGACGUUGCUGACGCAGCUCAUGAAGAGCGCCUUCUUACUUUCGGUGGCCGUCUCCAUUCCGCUCAUGCUGUUUCCAGCGAGAACGGCCCUUUUUUGUCUGCUCCUCCGCCCCGUGGGUCCAUUGUGAUCGACACGAGCCAACUGGGUUCGAACCGAUUCUCAGAGUGGAUGCGAAAUGGCCACUUUCACAAUUGGCAAGGCGACCUUUCACGUCCUCACGGCCAUCAUUGUCUUCUUCAAUUUAGUUCUUGCCAUUCUGGUGCCCAACGGUGAGUCGCAAUUCUUCUCCGGAGCACUUUUCAAAACUUUUUGAUGAAAUUUUAGUCGAGUUUAUUCUUGGUCUAACCGGCUCGUUCAUCGGGACCAUCAUUGCAACCAUUUUGCCUUCGUGCAUUUUACUUGCCUUACGCUUCGACCAGAACAAGAACCGAGCCAGUAAAAGGGAUAACACCAUCGUAGCCAAGGUAUCAAACUUGAAUUAUAUGGCGAAACGAGGGAAUUUCUCAAGGUCUGUCUCAUCGCUGGGCUAAUAAUUCUCUUGACGAGCACCUGGGCCGUUCUUCUAGCCGAGAACAAGACGAAUGUGGCUGAAAAAAUAAAACCCAAACAAGACGUGGCGGUGACGAUUCGGCGAGAAGAUGGAAGCAACCACAGUAUCGGCUCGGUUGAUAAUUUAGAUCCCAUGCAUUUCAACUGUUUCCCAAUUUUCAGACUGCAACAACGACUUUCAUGAGAAAGGAUAGCGAUGCAGUGGACAUUCUUGAAAAAAUGAAAGAACAACAUCGGAUACAACAAGAGCUCAUCGAGAAGCAGGAGCACAUUAUCGCUGAGCUGGACAAGCAUUCCGAUUUGAAUCGAAGUACGCUUUUUUAUACACCGAUCAGAGUGGUCACUUGUUUUUUCUUCCUUGUUCUGAGUGAGAAAAAUGGCGGACUAGAAGGAGAAAUCGGAGAAUCUCUUUCUCUUUUUGAUCCACAGGUUGUAUCAAAAUCCUGAGGAAAAAAAUAUUUGACUAGGAAUUUUAGAAAUUUUUUCAUAAAUCAAUCGAGAAAAAUCGGUUAAGUAUACCAACUGAUCAAAUUUAUUAUUAUUGUUUCAAAGCAAUGUUUAGAAAAACUCGACUAGAAUAGAAAGAACUGCGUCCGAAAUCGUUGAAACGAAAGCAGCGAACGACUGACAAGAAAAAUUCCUUCCCUUUAUUUUAUAUGGGUUCAACGCGGUUGUUUGUAUCUAUUUGUCACUCUUUUUCUUCUUUAUGUUCUUUUCAAUGGAGAAUCAAAAAAUUUUAUAGCGUUUGUUUUCUUUUACGCUCAAAUUAUUGAUGAAAGACGAGACAGGGAAAAUAAAAUUGAUUAAGGCAAAUUAGACGUUUUAGUCAAAUCAUCACGUGUCUCCGAAUCAUACGUCGGCUGGAUCACACCCUAG